CUUAAAGGCUGUUCAGCUCGCGACAAUUUCAGAGCACUGACGUGAAAAAUCUGGGAUGCUUUCGGGUCUAGUUAUCAACUCUGGGAAUGAGGCAGAAAGAAAACACGUCUACCACUCAGGCAUAGGAGUGUCCAGCUCAAGUGUCUUACUACUUCCAGGUCCCCCAAUUUACUUGUUUCCUGGGUUCUUAGAAGUGAUGAAGCAAACGCAGAAAAUAGGGCCUAAGCCUAUUAAAGACGUUUUUCCACCGGCGGGUCCUAGGCCAGGAGUCUUAGGGUAUAAGUACAUCUGGGUGAAUGGAGUCCUGGUCCUUUAAGGGUGUGUGCCAAGGGGCGGAGUCUAGAGCGGAAGUUGUAAAUCAGGGCUGAAGUCCGGCUAAUGAAGGGCGGAAGUGGAGUGUCCAGGGUUGUAAUUAUGGCGCAGGAAGAGGAAGAUAUUCGAGAUUACAAUUUGACUGAAGAGCAGAAGGCAAUCAAGGCCAAGUAUCCUCCAGUCAUUCGGAAAUACGAGUAUUUGGAUCAUACGGCAGAUGUCCAGUUACAUGCAUGGGGAGAUACUCUGGAGGAAGCAUUUGAGCAAUGUGCAAUGGCCAUGUUUGGUUACAUGACAGAUACUGGGACUGUGGAGCCCCUCCAAACACUAGAAGUAGAAACCCAAGGAGAUGACUUAGAGUCUCUUCUGUUUCACUUUUUGGAUGAGUGGCUUUAUAAGUUCAGUGCUGACGAAUUCUUCAUACCCCGGGAAGUGAAGGUACUUCAUAUCGAUCAAAGAAAUUUCAAAUUACGGUCAAUUGGGUGGGGAGAAGAAUUUUCAUUGUCCAAGCACCCUCAGGGCACUGAAGUCAAGGCAAUAACGUACUCAGCAAUGCAGGUCUAUAAUGAAGAGAAGCCAGAAGUUUUUGUGAUCAUUGACAUUUAAGAUACCAAAAAAACAAGAAAAACCCCCUCCUAUGAAGAACUGUUUUUUCUCUUCUUUUUAAGAAGAUACCAUGAUACCAUGAUAUAAAUUCUACAGUAUCUGUUGAUAUAUGGAGAUUUGCAGAACAACUUUUUUUUUUUUUUAAUGUUUGUUUAUUUUCGAACUAGAGAGAGUGUGAGUGGAGAAGGGACAGAGAGAGACAGACAGAAGAUCCGAAGUGGGCUCUGCACUGACAGCACAGAGCCCGACGUAGGGCUCAAAUUCAUGAACCGCAAGAUCAUGACCUGAGCCAAAGUCAGACACUUAACCAACUCAGCCACCGGGGUGCCCACAGAACAGAACUUUUUAACUUAAAGUGUGACUUUCAGAAAUGGAACAUCAAGGUGCAGGUUUGGUCCGUGUUACGCAAAUACUCAAACUUUAAAGAAUUCUUCAGGUGGCAAGUAUGGCUUCUCAUCUCUUAGUCCCCUGCUGUAGUAGCACCCUUCUAGUGAAACGUCCUGCCUGGUCCCCAGAGGGACCAACGGUGUCAGCAGCAGCCCAGGAUACUCUGAACCUUCCAUAGUCUUAUCGAAUUCAGUUUGAAAAAAUAAUAAUAAUUUGAGAAAUCCUACAACCAGGACUUUGCUUUUUUCUGAAUUGGUUAAUACAUAUAUUUUCUAUAUAUACAUUAAAGAGAGGUUUUGUUUUAGAUUUCCUGUGGGACAGAGCCAUCCUGUAUGCCACUCGGUUUUCUUAGAAGAAAUAAUUAUAGUUGGAACAGUUGGAAGACUUCUGUAGAAAGAGUCCUGAGUUUCUCUCUUUCUCACUAUUUUAAAGCACUAAUGUCUGGACACUUUUCCUAUUUUCUCGUAAGAACAAGUCAGUGCCCUUACAAAUGAGCCCCUUCCAGGAGUGCCUGGGUGGCUCGGUCAGUUAAGUGUCAGACUUCAGCUCAGAUCAUGAUUCUCACUGCAGUUCAUGGGUUCGAAUGUUGUAUCAGGCUCUGUGCUGACAGCUUGGAGCCUGGAGCCUGCUUCAGAUUGUGUCUCCCUCUGUCUCUGCUCCACCCCUAGUCUCACUCUGUUUCUUUCUCUCUCUCAAAAAAUAAAUAAACAUUAAAAAAAUUUUUAAAUAAAAAAAUGGGCCCUUCUAGUGUGAUUUUAUAUUAAAGCCCAUAUAUUUAUACAGUUGGAGAAGAAAAGUGUUUUACAUUUCUUUGUGUUUUUCUACGUUCUUCAUUGUGGAAAAAAACCACGUUAAAAAUGAUCUAAACUUCUCAAAGUAGGCAAUGUAAUGAAACUGCUUCUGUUUGAUUUGCAACAUUAUUCUGUUCUCUAUUCAUUGAUUGAGGUAUUUGUUGCCACCACAAGAAUUUGCAAAGUUGCUAUUUAUUCGCACAUACAGGAGAAAAGAUUGCCACUGGGUGGUGCCAGAUACCAUUACGGCAUGCUAAACUUGACCUAAAACGAAAUGGUGAGCUUCUGAAGUGUUCUCAGCACUGUAUCUUUUGCUAGCUCUCUAGAAAAUAGAGCUAAUGGAGACUAGGCCAAGAGCCUACCAUUUGAAUAGUAGUUCUUGCAGUGAAUAUAUAGCAGGAUCACUGGGGUGGUGUUUCUUCCCCUUCUUUAUUUUGAGGUACAUUUUGUUUAUUUGAAUUGUGGCCCUCUAAGCAAAAACUGUCUAGAAGAACCUCUCUGCCUUUUGUCAGGGUGAAUUUCCAGGCUAACCCAGGUCCCUUUUUUUCAUAGACCCCUUUGUAUAUCAUGUGCUAUUUGGGACAUUGAUUGUGAAAAUGAGCAGCGGGAUAUUGUGAGUCCAGUGGAAGAGCUGAAUCCAGAAUAAGAGCUCUUGGGAUGUAUUAAGCCAAGUAGGGUAUAGUCUUGACUGGGAAAAAAAACGGGUAACCGCACCUCUUACCACCAGUGCUGUGUAAUGGGGUUCAGUAAAAGCAAGUCAGUUGUAAUUACACAAUACGAAUUCUAUUUCCUUUUAUUUAUAAUAAAUUUAUAAUUUAUUAACU
Acinonyx jubatus (cheetah) is the source of this 2920-nucleotide messenger RNA. RefSeq names its product zinc finger and BTB domain containing 8 opposite strand (gene TSLIG1). The coding region runs from base 379 to 918 and encodes 179 amino acids. Gene Ontology annotation, biological process: tRNA splicing, via endonucleolytic cleavage and ligation. Lineage: Eukaryota; Metazoa; Chordata; Mammalia; Carnivora; Felidae. The record is from RefSeq and is a predicted model, not a curated record. The transcript is spliced from 7 exons. Gene Ontology annotation, cellular component: tRNA-splicing ligase complex.